Messenger RNA from Cetraspora pellucida, 150 nucleotides. Lineage: Eukaryota; Fungi; Glomeromycota; Glomeromycetes; Diversisporales; Gigasporaceae. The record is from the annotation of a GenBank genome assembly.
AUGAAAAAAAUUUUGGUUAGCUUUCAAUUUUGGCAAAAUUAUAGUAUGCAAAGUUGGUUCUACAUAUCUCUUAUAAGAGAUGACAAAAAAAAGUUUAUAAAUUUUCAAGAAACUGAUUCAACUUUUUUCACUACCAAGACAAGACAAUAG